AGAAAAUGCAGGCGAUACGCAUAGCAUUUCGGCGGACAAGAGCCUGCCGAAGACUGUUUUCGAUACAGUCGGCCACUUCCUCAUCAGAUGAACCAACAGUCGUUCACAAGAUGAUGCCAUCGGAAAAUUUUAUGAAAAAGUUCAUCAAACGGCCAUCCCAUCGAGACAGACUUGCCUCACUGAUCUCGGAAGUAGAUAUGUUUAUGGAUAUCUUCGGAAAGGAUUCUCUGCCCGACUUUGAUGACUCUACGUGGACCACGUUCUUUGGAACCUGGUCAGUUGAAGAACGUUGUAACUUCCUGGAUUAUCUGCGUCGCAGUCGAACUUCAGCGAGUCCCUCUUCCACUCCAGAAAGGGAGAAGGCAAGUAAUUUCUUAAACAAGCAGAAAGAGGAACGUGGUGAAAUGGUUUAUGCUCCCGAUUUCGUUAGUCUCUUAGAAUUACGUGGACAGGAUUUUCGUAGAACAAUCGACCGCAUGUAUGGCAGCCGGUUACUCGCAAUGAAGAGGAACGACGAAAGUUUACCAAAACUUGUGGUUGACUGCCGCUUUCUGGCAGAGUAUAGCGUUGUUAUCCAGAGCUCUUUUGCUAGGCAGAUUCAAACGUUACACGAUAAUAACUGGACUUCGCGACUUCCAUUUGAUAUCACUCUAGCAAACUUUCGUCCAGAUAGUCGCCUCGCAGAAAUUGUGAAAAGGCACUGGUUCUUCCACUAUGGACCUCCUUCCGCGAAGGCUGAGUUCUCUCCGCACAUUUUCGCUCCUAGCCUGACUACCAAAUCAAUUGCUGAUGCCUGCAGUGUAGACCCUGCCGAGAUCAUGUACAUAUCAUGGCGUGCAAAACAAUUCUUGCCCGAGGUUCCUCCUUCAAACGUCAGAGCUGUAGUCCUGUGUGCGAGUAACGACUACCAACCAUGGUCAAGCAGCGUUUCUGCGGCGCAAAAAGACAACAUUACGGCGUACAGGAUACCGUUGGAACGUUACGUCAGGUUCGAAAGAAUGACUAAGGUGCUUUCUCUGAGCUCUUCUUCUUCUGUUCUGCGGUCCUAUUUCCGAGGUGACGAUCUUGGCCCCGCGAUUCGCAAAGCAUUUGUCAACCCAAAAAGAGAGAAGUCUGAGAUUUUUGGUAGAAACGACAGAGAACUUUUUGAGCGAUUUAAAGCUGUUGUCCAAGAAGCAAUAGCGAAAGCGGAAGCGGAAGCACUUCCUCUAUCGUUCAAGAAGAAAAGUGCAGAUUUGCCCAAGAUGAAGAAGCCUAAGGUGCAUCGGUACUCCAGAGAAGAACGAAGGAAAAUGCGAGAAGGAGAGGCUGUUUAGUAAAGCGCAUAGUUUUGUACAAUAUCGUUAUUGUUGAGUUUGUUAUUGAAGUG
Cylicocyclus nassatus is the source of this 1369-nucleotide messenger RNA. The record is from the annotation of a GenBank genome assembly. NCBI's taxonomy places the organism in Eukaryota, Metazoa, Nematoda, Chromadorea, Rhabditida, Strongylidae.